Molecule: messenger RNA, 1231 nt
Organism: Carassius auratus (goldfish)
Lineage: Eukaryota; Metazoa; Chordata; Actinopteri; Cypriniformes; Cyprinidae
Product: protein unc-13 homolog B-like
Exons: 9
Biological process (GO): synaptic transmission, glutamatergic; dense core granule priming; presynaptic dense core vesicle exocytosis
Cellular component (GO): terminal bouton; plasma membrane; synaptic vesicle membrane
Molecular function (GO): calmodulin binding; syntaxin-1 binding; diacylglycerol binding
Source: RefSeq, a predicted model, not a curated record
UGAGUGUCAUAACGCUACAGACCGUAUAAAGGUGCGCGUGUGGGAUGAAGACGAUGACAUAAAGUCCAGAGUGAAGCAGCACUUUAAGAAGGAAUCGGAUGAUUUCUUGGGUCAGACCAUCAUCGAGGUGCGGAUGCUGAGCGGGGAGAUGGACGUCUGGUAUAAUCUUGAGAAGCGGACGGAUAAGUCGAUGGUUUCGGGGGCCAUCAGGCUGAAGAUCAGCGUUGAGAUGAAGGGAGAAGAGAAGGUGGCUCCUCCUCACGGGCAGUACACAUGUUUACACGAGAAUCUCUUCCACUACCUGACGGAGUUGAAGAACAACGGAGUCGUGAAGAUCCCAGAGGUCAAAGGUGACGAUGCCUGGAAGGUUUACUUCGACGACGUGUCGCAGGAGAUCGUGGACGAGUUUGCCAUGCGCUUCGGUGUGGAGUCCAUCUAUCAGGCAAUGACGCACUUUUCAUGUCUCUCAUCCAAGUACAUGUGUCCCGGCGUACCCGCUGUGAUGAGUAACCUACUUGCCAACAUUAAUGCCUAUUUCGCUCACACAACAACGGCGAACACCAACAUCUCGGCCUCCGACCGAUUCGCAGCAUCCAACUUUGGGAGAGAGAAGUUUGUCAAACUCUUGGAUCAGCUUCACAACUCUUUGAGGAUCGACCUCUCCAAGUAUCGGGAUAACUUCCCUCCUGGAAAUCCAGAGAGACUCCAAGACUUGAAAUCAACCGUCGACCUGCUGACGAGCAUCACCUUCUUCAGGAUGAAGGUGCAGGAGCUGCAGAAUCCUCCCAGAGCCAGUAUGGUGGUUAAGGACUGUGUGAAGGCCUGUCUGGACUCCACAUACAAAUACAUCUUUGACAACUGCCAUGAGCUCUACAACCAUCUGCUGGACCAGGCUAAAAAGCAGGAUCUGCCGCGUGAGGAACAGGGUCCGUCCAUCAAGAACCUGGACUUCUGGCCCAAACUGAUCACACUGAUGGUGUCUGUUAUUGAUGAGGACAGAAUGGCCUACACACCCAUAAUUAACCAGUUCCCUCAAGAGUUGAAUAUGGGUAGAAUUAGUGCCGAAAUCAUGUGGAACCUCUUCGCUCUGGAUAUGAAGUACGCAAUGGAGGGUGAGUUUCUCCUGCUCUGUUUAUUACCAUCUCUGUGGGGUUACUGGCGUGGUUUUUCUUCUGACAUGGUUUCUGUUCAGAUCGUAGACCAACACAUGUCACAGAUCGAUUGUUUCUGA